Molecule: messenger RNA, 2394 nt
Organism: Poecilia reticulata (guppy)
Lineage: Eukaryota; Metazoa; Chordata; Actinopteri; Cyprinodontiformes; Poeciliidae
Product: interferon regulatory factor 4-like
Biological process (GO): regulation of transcription by RNA polymerase II; immune system process
Cellular component (GO): nucleus
Molecular function (GO): DNA-binding transcription factor activity, RNA polymerase II-specific; RNA polymerase II cis-regulatory region sequence-specific DNA binding; protein binding
Source: RefSeq, a predicted model, not a curated record
CGAGGAUUUAAGCGGGCCCGCCGGAAUGGUGAGGGCUUUCUGAGACUGACAGAUUUCAAAACUUGACGGGUUUCGGGUUUCGCAGAGAUGAACUCUGAAGUGGAUUACGGAGGCUCCGGGAGCAGCGGCAACGGGAAGCUGCGCCAGUGGCUCAUCGAGCAGGUGGACUGCGGGAAGUAUCCCGGCCUGGUGUGGGAGAACGACGAGAAGACCAUCUUUAGGAUACCAUGGAAACACGCCGGGAAGCAGGACUACAACCGGGAUGAGGAUGCCGCGCUUUUCAAGGCAUGGGCGCUGUUCAAGGGCAAGUUUCGGGAGGGGAUCGACAAGCCGGACCCUCCGACCUGGAAGACGCGCCUGCGCUGCGCCCUCAACAAGAGCAACGACUUCGAGGAGCUGGUGGAGAGAAGCCAGCUGGACAUCUCUGACCCUUACAAAGUGUACCGAAUCAUCCCGGAGGGGGCAAAGAAAAGGCCCAGACCGGAGGACAGUCCCCUGAGCCCAGUCAGCUAUCAGAUGCACCAUCCAUACCCUCCUGCACCUACUCAGAUGCCACAGUACAUGCCGAGCUCUGAAUGCAGUUGGAGGGAUUACUGCUCGGAGCAGCCGUCCCUGCCCGACCUGCCCUUUACUCAGUGCCCCUGUCCGCCCCGCAGCCUGCCAUGGCAGACCCCAUCCAUGGAGAACGGAUACCAGCUCAGAGCUUCCAUCUACUCCUACGGCCCCACAGACAGUCAGCCCUCGCCCUUCCCGCUGGACGCCAGCAUCAGAUCAGCAGAGGCGCUCUCAGACUUCCGCCUCCAUGUGUCGGUGUACGUACGGGACACUCUGGUGAGGGAGUUGACCACCUCCAGUCCGGAGGGCUGCCACAUCACGCCGAGCCCACCAGAGAAGCCCUACCUCUCGGGUGGUCCCGACGUGGUGCCGCUGCCUGUGGACACCCAAAGGAGGGUGGACGAGUGCCCGCCGAGUCCGCCGACCGGCCUGGAGAGCGGCGUCCUGCUGUGGAUGGGCGCUGACGGACUCUACGCCCGCAGGAUGUGCCAGAGCAGAGUGUACUGGCAGGGCGGCCCUUCAAUGUACGGAAACAAGCCCAACAAGCUGGAGAGAGACAUUGUCUGUAAACUUCUACAUACACAGGACUACCUUACAGAGAUCCAGAGUUACGGGCUCCACGGUCGGCCACUAAGUCGCUUCCAGGUCCUGCUGAGCUUUGGAGACGAAUGUCUAGAUCCUCAGAGGCAAAGGCGAACCCUCACAGUCCAGGUGGAGCCGCUAUUCGCCAGGCAGUUCCUGUUCUAUGCCCAGCAGACUGGUGGCCACUACUACCGCGGCUACGAGCAUCCCACAGUUACGGAGCAUAUAAACGCCACCGAGGACUAUCCGAGAGCGAUCACGCAUCACCACAGCAGCAGCCUGCAGGAGUGAACCGUGAGCGGUUUGAGUGACUGUGAAAAACUUCGUGAAGCAACAGAAGCAUUUAAAAAAAAAUAAAAAUAAUACUUGGCCGUGAAAUCUCAGGGACAAACAUGGACAACUGUGUACAUAAACUGAAUAUUUAGUUAGCCUCUGUUUACUUAGUUUUCGAUUCUGUGUAUUAGCGUGUGACUGAAUACGUGUUGGUGUGAUAAAACCAAAAAUUGCGGCGCCGUUUUAUUUUAACCACACAUUAUUUGUUUUAGGAAAUUGAAACUGACAGCGGAGGUGAUUGUACUAAUGAACAAAAAAGACUUUUGUGCCUUAAAUGAAUAGCACAAAGCAUAAAUUUUGUUUUGUAAGGUCAUAAAUCUAUCCUGAGAUCCACGACGUGACUAGCACUCGACUAGCUUAGCGUAAAAUUGGAAGCAAGAAAGAAGGUCUGGCCUGCUUAGAUCUCCAGCAAAAUCCACCAAAGAGCUACCAAAUGGUUGAUUUUUUAGUUAGAACAAAAAAAAAAAAGUAUUGCUUUCUUGUUGGGCCAAAAUUUCAUUUUCUGUUAGUUUGCAACUGCAUCUAACUCACAUUUUGCAAUUACAGUGUGAAACUGAGUAUUAUCGUCAACAAGAUUUUAAAUGUGUACCUUUAAGCCUUAAACAAGUUGGAAGGUUUUUUUUUUAACUGAUUACAAAAGGUCAGUUUUGCAAAUUUUUAUGAGUAAGCUUACUGGCUCUACUUUUGUAUUUUAUUUACAUGAGAAAAAACAUACAUUCUGUCUGUACAACUAAAUAUGAGCUGGGGUAAGAAGCUGCAAGAUUUUUUUAUUUUAUUUAACAAACCUCUUGUAAAUAGGAAUUUUUGCUACAUAUAUAUAUAUUUUUUUUUGCUAGUUGACACUAUUACUACUGUUUGUAUAAGAAACUCAGGGAGCUGAAUGUAGAUAAGCUUCUUAACUUUUACUUUGUAUCAAAUGUUUCG